This is a messenger RNA of Eruca vesicaria subsp. sativa (arugula), 1458 nucleotides long. NCBI's taxonomy places the organism in Eukaryota, Viridiplantae, Streptophyta, Magnoliopsida, Brassicales, Brassicaceae. The record is from the annotation of a GenBank genome assembly.
CGACUUCUUCAUCUUCUUCCUUCUUCUCUUCUUCUAAGCUUUGCUCUUCCAUCUGCAUAUCUUUCCUCAAAUCCAUCCUCUUUCUAUCUUCUUCUGAUAAAGCUUUGAUUUUUAUGUUCACAAUACAAAUUCAAAGUGGAGAAACGUAAGUGGUAUAGUCUCUUCUCGACGAUGAAGUGUUUCUUCUUCUCUGGAGGAGACAAGAAAGAAGAACACAAGACCCCUAAUGUCUCAUUAACCUCCAACUUCUCCGACCGAGACAUUAUCCGAAGCGGGUCAGAGUUCAACUCCAGAGAUGUCUCCGGCACAAGCACUGAAUCAUCAAUGGGGAGGAAGAACUCUUACCCUCCUACAAUGUCCACUAGAGCAAGUAAUCUCAGAGAGUUCAGCAUCACUGAUCUCAAGGCUGCAACAAAGAACUUCAGCAGGUCUGUUAUGAUUGGUGAAGGAGGUUUCGGUUGUGUCUUUAAGGGAACAGUGAGGAGCUUAGAAGAUCCGACGAUCAAAAUCGAAGUUGCUGUUAAGCAGCUUGGUAAAAGAGGGCUUCAAGGGCAUAAGGAAUGGGUUACUGAGGUUAACUUUCUUGGUGUGGUUGAGCAUUCAAAUUUGGUGAAGUUGCUUGGGUACUGUGCAGAGGAUGAUGAGCGUGGGAUUCAACGGCUUUUGGUUUAUGAAUACAUGCCUAACCGAAGCGUUGAGUUUCAUUUGUCUCCUAGGUCACUCACUAUCCUUACUUGGGAUCUCAGGUUGAGAAUAGCUCAGGAUGCAGCUCGUGGUUUAGCAUAUCUUCAUGAACAAAUGGAGUUUCAGAUAAUAUUCAGAGAUAUUAAGUCUUCGAACAUUCUUUUGGAUGAGGAUUGGAAAGCAAAGCUUUCUGACUUUGGUUUGGCUCGUUUAGGUCCAUCUGAAGGAUUAACUCAUGUUUCUACUGAUGUUGUAGGUACAAUGGGUUAUGCAGCACCUGAGUACAUUCAUACAGGUCGUCUCACAUCAAAAAGCGAUGUGUGGGGUUAUGGAGUUUUCAUAUAUGAGCUUAUCACAGGGAGGAGACCUGUUGAUAGGAACAAACCUAAGGGAGAGCAGAAGCUUCUAGAAUGGGUGAGACCUUAUCUAUCAGACACAAGGAAGUUCAAGCUCAUAUUAGACCCGAGGCUAGAAGGAAACUACCCACUCAAAUCAGUUCAGAAGCUAGCAGUUGUGGCCAACAGAUGUUUGGUUAGGAACCCAAAGGCACGUCCCAGGAUGAGUGAAGUGUUGGAGAUGGUGAACAAGAUUGUUGAAGCGCCUUCAGGGAGUGGUGAUGUGCCACAGCUAGUUCCGUUGAAGAGUUUGGAGACUUCUAGAGACGCUGGAGGAGGGAAAAAGAAGAGGGGCUUAGAGAUGAGGAACAAUGGUAGUGGUGGUGAAGGAGGUUGGUUUGGUAAGUUAUGGAACCCAAAGACAAUAAGAGCUUGUUGA